Molecule: messenger RNA, 318 nt
Organism: Knipowitschia caucasica
Lineage: Eukaryota; Metazoa; Chordata; Actinopteri; Gobiiformes; Gobiidae
Source: the annotation of a GenBank genome assembly
AUGGGGACGUUGCGAGACCUGCAGUACGCCUUGCAGCAAAAGAUCGAGGAGCUCCGCCAACGCGACGCUCUCAUCGACGAACUGGAGCUGGAGCUUGACCAGAAGGACGAGCUGAUCCAGAGACUUCAGAACGAGCUGGACAAGUACCGCUCCGUGAUCCGGCCCGCCACAGCCCAGCAGGUCCAGAACACCCUGGCUCUACCCGGGCCAGACCAGCACCGGAGCAAGAGGCAGGCCAUCUCCGCUGAGCCAACCGCUGUGGACUUUAGCGAACUCUGCCACACCACGCUGCCUUUCUACCCCAAGAGCCCUGAGUGA